AUUUUUCUACAAAUUCGUUUUAGAUGUGGAGUGAUACGGAAGUGAAAUUGUUGGGCUCUUUAUUUACCGUCAUACGUGCUGGGUGCUCAGUGAACGUUUUUUAAAACAUAAACAAAGUGUCUUGAGUGUGAAGAAUUAUUGCAAAAAGAAUAUAAUGAAUAAUUAUUCUUUGGGUUCUUUUGGGAAAUGGCAGCAUAAACGUCAGCUGGGUGUCGGUGGCUUCGGGAAUGUGGAUCAUUGGCGGAAUGUUGAAACCGGUCAAGAGAUUGCAACAAAAAGCUUAAAGGAGAAUCAUAAUCUCAGCGGAGAUGAAAUCGCCAAACUGAAACAACGUUGGCGACAAGAGAGCGAAUGGAUGAAUCAACUGCAGACACCUUACAUAGUGCAAGGUCUAAAUGAAAAAAUCGACAGGCCAUUUUUGGAAUAUCUAAUACAGAAACACGCAUGGCUAUCGCUACAGCCCAUCGUUAUGGAGUAUUGCAAUGAGGGUGAUUUGCGUUCGCAGUUAUUACUAGCGGAAAACACAAACGGCUUAAUAGAAUACGAGGUACGCGAAAUCUUACUAGCGCUUCGUCAUGCAAUUGAGUUUUUACACACGCAAUGUCGCAUCGAACACCGAGAUUUGAAACCGGACAAUAUAGUCAUACAUCGCACUGGCGGUAGGCGGUUGUAUAAGCUUACGGAUUUCGGUUUUGCUCGUAGUACUAGUGAGAACACGAUGUUAAAAAGUAUUGUCGGUACGAGAAACUAUGUCGCACCGGAAGUUUUAGAUACGGCUGAAUAUAAAAAUACCGUUGACUACUGGUCAAUGGGUAUAAUUGCAUUCGAAUUGAUCUGUGGCAAUCUACCUUUCAUUCCACAUCAGCAAUUAUACAAUAUAAUAAUCAAUAUACGAAAGAAAAAUGAGAAAUGUAUUGCUAUCACAGAGGAUUUCAAUGAGAAUAAAUUUGAAUUCUGUGAGAAUAUACCAUUUGAAAAUCGUAUGAGUUCUGUAUUCUUAAAAUACAUACAAGAAUGGUUAACAACAGCAUUGGAUAAAAACUACAGUACGCGUGGCACACGCAUAUCUCCCGUGACUAAGGAACGCGUUGUAACAUUUUAUACCGAGCUGGACUCGAUUUUGUCACAAAAAGUGUUGAAAGUAUUUUAUUUGCCAACAUUAACAUUUUACUCAUACGUAGUCACACCUGAGAUGACUCUGCGAGACUUUAGAGAUGUUAUUAAGAGAGACAUUGGUACAGAUCAAUUUUUUUGCAUCUUUCCAACCGGUCAUCCACGGAAUCAGCUUUCACCUACCUACAAGGCAAUUGAUUUCUUUGUGGAGGAUUGGCAAGAUACGGGCGAUGACAAUAAUCCUCCGGCAAUGCUGUAUAUUGCGCAGCUCGAAUCGGAAUACAGUGUACCCACACCUCAUAUACCUGCAUAUUUAAAAAAAUAUAUGAAUUCGAAAUCUGAAUUGCCUGAUAGUUUGUUGAAGAUAAUCGAACAAAGCACACACUAUUUGCUCCAUAAUGAACAACUUCAUUUAGAGGCUUUUGUCUGUGGCUUAAAAGAACAAGCACUUACGGCUGAACACGAACUAUUCCAGUACAAUACAGACGCAAACAAAUUAGAGCACUACUUUCAUGCGCUUACAGAAAUGCACGGUCGUGUAGAACAGUUUGGCAUGGGCAUUGAAGCGGCGAGACAAACGUGUACCGUACAGGGCAAACGACGCGACAUAUUCUUUAACGAGUGGUUUGCUAAGGCGAAUAAGUUUAAAGCAGUUAUGGUUGAAUUAGAGGGACUAAAAGUCAAAGUUAGCAAAUAUUAUAGAUCCGAGUUGCGGCGCGCCAAAGAAAUGGCGGUCAAUAAAAUUUUCGAUGAGCUUAAGCAAAAGGAUGUCUACAAACUCUUGGAGUUUAGGAGGCAUCUUGAUACUGUAUCGAAUGAACGCUUGGAAGUUUGCAGAACUGCCGUGUACAAUUGUCUAGGGCAGAGGGAGAAAGUAUUCUUGAACGAGCAUUUGAAAUAUGCAUAUUCCACCAUAAAUUCGAUGCAAAUUGAAUUUAAGAAAUUACAGAGUAUCGUCGAUAACAAUUUAAAUCAGUUGCAUCAAAUGCAAAAUGCUGUAUCACAAAGCACAAUCGAAUUUCAUAAAGCUUUAAUUGAAAUAUAUGUAAAUGGUAAUGGGCACAGUACCUACCUGUCGCAAGAUGGAGAUUCGUCAAUAAUUGUUAAUGGCACUUCUGACUUAGCAAGCAGCAUUAACGAACUCUUCCAGUACCCAGUGCAAUCGCUGAUCGACGAAGCUACAGAGCGGAUGUUGCAAAUGGAUAUUGAUGACGACAUAAAUAAGCAUAAUGAUCUCCCAGCUACCAUAGCAGAUUAAUUGUUAACUGUAAAAUGUUAACAUUCGCUAUUAAUAUCUUCGGGUUUUUUCAAAACGAUUGUUCAGAAAAUAUUAAUAGCGUUAGUUUGUAAUUGUAGUUUUUAAUAUGACUGAUUGUGAUAACAAACUUAUUUGUGCCACAUACCGACAAGUUUUUGUAAAAAACUUUGAAGUAUAUAAAUUGUGUGUAAGAACACAGCUGCCAUGCAGUUAAAACCAAAUUACAAAGUUUAUUUAAGUUUGCAAUUUUAGUUUGUCACAAAAUGAUUAGCGUAUAAGCACUCACGCAAAGCAUUCUUUGCAAAUAUUAAGAUUUUAUAAUAUCUCUAUAUAUAAGAUACACACCAUCAUGCAUGUAUGUAUGUCGAUAUGUAACAUAACUUAAAAACUCGAUCGCCUUUUUAUAUCAGUGAUACUUUUACAUAAGUGAAUGUCUUUUAUUUUUUUUUUUUUUUUUUGUAUUUUUGAAUACUAUAUAAAAAUGUGACAACUGUCGAGCAAAUCAAGCGCUAUAGCGUUAAUUUCGGCAACAAUGUUUGCCUUGAACACAUCACUUUUCCGAGCAUCGCUUUCCAAAUAACAUCACAAGAAAAAGUAAAAUCUGUAGCUCUGAGUGGCUAAUCAAUGUCAUGCAUCUCGAAUUGAGUUU
Molecule: messenger RNA, 3020 nt
Organism: Zeugodacus cucurbitae (melon fly)
Lineage: Eukaryota; Metazoa; Arthropoda; Insecta; Diptera; Tephritidae
Gene: IKKbeta
Product: inhibitor of nuclear factor kappa-B kinase subunit beta
Exons: 6
Coding region: 155-2371 (738 amino acids)
Biological process (GO): tumor necrosis factor-mediated signaling pathway; positive regulation of transcription by RNA polymerase II; peptidyl-serine phosphorylation
Cellular component (GO): cytoplasm; IkappaB kinase complex
Molecular function (GO): IkappaB kinase activity; ATP binding
Source: RefSeq, a predicted model, not a curated record